This is a messenger RNA of Closterium sp. Naga37s-1, 4017 nucleotides long. NCBI's taxonomy places the organism in Eukaryota, Viridiplantae, Streptophyta, Zygnematophyceae, Desmidiales, Closteriaceae. The record is from the annotation of a GenBank genome assembly.
AUGGCGGAUCACGAGGAGGCUAAUAAGGAGGAAGUCGCGGGAGACGUGGAAGUGAAGGAAGCGCAACCCGAAAAGGCGAAGGAGGAGAAGAAAGAUCGCAAGGACCGGAAAGACCGCGACAAGGAAAGGGACAAGGACAGAGACAAAGACAGGGACAAAGACAGAGACAAGGAGAGAGACAAGGACAGAGACAAGGAUAAGGGUCGAGAUAGGGACAAGGACCGCGAUCGCGAGCGGGACAGGGACCGGGAUCGGGACAGAGGACGAGACCGCGGGAGGGAUAAGGAUCGGGAUAGAGACAAGGACAAGGGGAGAGAUAAGGACAAGGAGCGAGAGAGGGGUUCGGAGCGGGACCGUGAUCGCGAUCGCGAUCGCGAGAAGAAGCGAGACCGUAGUAGAUCGCCGGAUGGAGGCCGUUACCGUCGCAGCCGUCGCCUGGGCGGCUACUCGCCCAGGCGACGAGAAAACGACCAGGGAAAUCGCACGCCGUCGCCGGGGUCGCGCGCUCGCAAGCAGCCGUCGCCGGAGAGGAGGAAGAAGCGCGGGUGGGAUCAGGGGCCGGAAGGCGUGGACCCUGCGAUUGCGUCGGUCAUGGCACACGUGGCAGCCGCUCAGCAAAUCGCCGCCACGCAGACCGCCGCCAUGGGCUAUGGCGGAAUGGGCGGAUUCGGCGGCAUGGGGGGAAUGGGGGGGAUGGGGGGGAUGGGGGGAAUGAGUGGUAUGAGCGCGAUGUUGGAUCCCGCGAUGCUGGCGCAGCAGGUGGCGGCGGCGCAGCAGACCGCCGCGGCGAUCACCGCAGCCGCGCAGGAGCAGAAUCUCAUUCCCGCCGCGCAGUACGACGCGGGGGGGUUUGACUCGUACCAGCAGCAGCACACCCCGCAACCGAUGGCGCAGGCGCAACCUUCCGCGCCGAUGAACCCGGAGCUCGCGCAGCAGCUGCAGGAGGCGCAGCAGAAGGCAGCCGCGGCGCUAGCCGCCGCAGCGCAGGGGAUCCUUCCGCCAAGCCUGACCGGGGGAGCGCCCGGGGGAGGCGGGGAAGGCGCGGGGCUGCUGUCGCAGCCGGCGGGGGCGCCGGCGCCGGCGCCGUCGCUGGCGCAGCUGACGCGGCCGGCGCGGCGGUUGUACGUGGGGAACGUGGCGCCGCAAGUGACGGACAACGAUCUGCUGGAGUUCGUGAACGCGUCCAUGGCGUCCAUCGACGCCGCGGAGGACGGCCGCAAGCCCUGCAUCGCCGUCACGUCGAACAAGGAGAAGGGGUUUGCGUUUGCGGAGUUUGAGAAGCCCGAGGACGCUACAACCGCGCUACAGCUGGACGGCAUCGUGCUGCACGGGGUGGGGCUCAAGAUCCGCCGCCCCAAGGACUACAACCCCAUGCACGCGCCCGGGUCAGAUGCGAACGCCAUAGCGCUCGGCGGAGGGGGCGUGCCCAGGCCAGUGGUGGCUGCAGCAAAGGAGGUCAUCACCAACGUCGUGCCGGACGGGCCUAACAAGUUGUUUAUAGGCGGCAUCCCCCCAUCGCUAUCAGCUGAAAAGAUUCGCGAGGUGCUGUCAGCGUUUGGGCAGCUGAGGGCGUUCCGCAGGGAGCUGGACCUCAACGCCAAGCCCCCGCGCGCAUUUGCAUUCACUGAGUACAUGGAUCCGAGUGUGACGAGUGCAGCACAGGCGGGGCUGAACGGGCUGCCUCUGGGCCACCACGCCAUUCUCACCGUCGUCAGAGCCACUCCUGAUGCCCCUGAGGAGCCCCCUCCUGACGCCACACCGACCUACUCCAUUCCCGAGGAGGCCAAACCGCUGAUGCAGACUCCCACACGCAUUCUGGAGAUUUGUAACCUGAUGACAAAGAAGGAGCUCAGGGCGAUGAGCGAGGAGGAGUUUGAGGACCUAGAGGAGGACAUUCGCCUCGAGUGCAAGCGGUUUGGCACGGUUAAAUCGCUGCACAUCGUUCGUCCCAAGGAUGUUACCAACCCUGAUGAUAGCGACAGUGACAGUGACGAGGAGGAGGAGAAAGCAGAGGUGAAGGAAGAGGUGAAGGAGAAGUUGGAAGGGAUUAAAGAGGAGGAGGAGAACGAAGAGGGGGGAAAGGAGGUGAAGAAGGAAGAAGAGGAGGUGAAGGAAGGGAAGGAGGAGACAAAGGAAGGGACGGAGGUUAAGGAAGGGGAGGUGAAGGAGGGAGAGCAGGAAGCAGCAGCAAGCGAUGCGGGUAAGGAAGUGAAGAAGGACCAGGAGGAGGAGAAGGAUGCUGGGAAGGAUGAAGGUCUGGGUGGGGGUGAUGAGGAGGCUAAUAAGGAGGAGGAGAAUAAGGACGCGGAAAUGAAGGAUGUGGAAGCAGUGGCGGGUGAAGAGGCAGUAGAAGCUCCUAAGGAGAAGGUGGAAGGAGCAGCGGAGGGAGAAGCUGUAGCAGUAGCAGAGGAGGAUGAUGUGGAGGAGGUGGUUAAGGAUGAGGAGGGUGGGGUGAAGGGAGGAGAGAAGGAGGGGGAAGAGAAAGAAGGAGCAGAAGAGGGAGGCGAUGAGGAGAUGAAAGAAGCAGAGGAGGAAGCAGAGGGCAAGGGUGAAGGGAAGGCAGAGGAGGAGGGUGGGGAAGGUGCAGAUGCGCCAGGAGAGUCUGUGGUUGAGGAGGUUGAGGUGGCUCGAGCCGAGGAGGAGGGUGGGAAAGGCGCAGCAGGAGAGCCUGUGGUCAAAGUAGCUCGAGCGGAGGAGGAAGGUAGUGACUCGGAUAGUGAUGUGGUGGAGGUAGUGCCAGAGACACGAGGGGAGGUAGAGAAGGGAGAGAAGGAAGAGGAGGAGAAGGGGGAGGAAGAGGUGGAGGAGGUGCAGGGCGGUGUGCGUGCGUCUGAGAAGAGUGGUGAGGGGGAAGGGCAUGCACUUGAUGGGUUGGCGGAUAUUGCUGCUGCUGCCGCUGCUGAGACGGCAGGGGACAAGGAGGAGGGAGAUGCUGAGGGAAAAGAAUCCGAGGGUGGGGGAGGGUUUGCCCUUGAUCUGAAUGUGACUGUUGAGGGGGAGGAGGAGGGUGGGAAGGGUGGAGGAGCGAAAGAGGAGGCAGAGGGCGGGAAGGACGAGACAGAGGGAGCAAAGGAGGAGGUGUAUGAGACGGCUUCAGAGGAUGAAGGGGAGAAGGGCGAGGGAGGGGAGGAGGCUAAGGCGGAGGAGGGUGCAGAGGCUAAGAAGGGUGAAGAGGCAAAGGAGGGUGUGGAGGCGAAGGAGGGUGAAGGGAAGGAAGGGAGUGGGAAGGAGGGAGAGGGUGAGGGGAAAGCGGAGGAGGGGAAACAGGAGGAGCAAGAGGGGAAAAGUGAGGAGAAGGAUGGGAAGCAGGAGGCAGACACAGUGGAGGGAGCAGCUGCGGGGAGUGCUGUGAAGGAGGGAGAAGGCACAGAAGCACCAGGAGAGGGAGCAGCAGAUGAAGCAGCAGAGGGAGCAACAGCGGGAGCAGCAGAAGAAGCAGCAAAGGGAGGAGCAGCGGAAGCAACAGAGGAGGGGAAGGAGGGCACAGAGGGGAAGGAUGCAGAGAAGAAGCAGGGAAGCAUAGAUGUACCUCCCCCAGGUGUCGCCACCCCAGCUGCUACUCUUGCUGCGCCAGGUUCUAUCCGCUUCCCUGCUCCGUUUGCCCCUGGUGCUCCUCCCCCAGGCGCUGGCAAGGGGUUACUGGGGCACCAGCCGGGGCAGGUGGGAAAGCCGGGAGAAGCAGGUAAGCCAGGGCAACCCGGGGCUAUUGUGCUGGCUGGGUCUAAAGGGAUGGGGGAUUUGGUGGAUGCGGCGCGGAGGGGUGAAAGGGAAGUGGAGAAGUGGAGGGUUGGGAGGGCGUAUGUGGAAUUUUCGCGAGAGGAGAGUGCGAGUCGGGCGGCGCAUAUGUUGCAUGGGAGGGUGUAUGCGGGGAGGAAGGUGACAUGCUCGUUUGUGCCACUGAGGGUGUAUCAGAAGAAGUUUAACAAGGGGUUGAAGCCGCGCACGCACGAGGAGAAACAGGAAGCUGCGCUGGCUGUGCAGGCACAUUUGACGUCCCACUUGCCUGAUGACUUUUAG